Tinamus guttatus (white-throated tinamou) is the source of this 1627-nucleotide messenger RNA. The record is from RefSeq and is a predicted model, not a curated record. NCBI's taxonomy places the organism in Eukaryota, Metazoa, Chordata, Aves, Tinamiformes, Tinamidae.
GCGAGCUGCCAAAGAGGAAGUGCAGCUUGUUUUCUUUCAUUUUCUUGAUUCCUAUGCUGUAGGAAGAUGAAAGGAGCAGGAGGAGGAGGCAACAGCGGCAGCCAAACUUAAUAAAUAAUUCUGACGACUCCUCAUAUCAAAUGGAGGCCCCCGAGUGGGACCCACUGAAAAAUGACACCCUUCCGCCGACCCUGACGCCAGCUGUCCCUCCGUAUGUGAAGCUGGGCCUGACCAUUGUAUAUACUGUUUUUUAUUCACUCCUUUUUGUGUUCAUCUACGUCCAGCUCUGGCUGGUCCUUCACUACAGGCACAAGAGGUUCAGUUACCAAACUGUCUUUCUGUUUCUGUGCUUGUUUUGGGCCUCCCUUAGGACUGUGCUCUUUUCAUUUUACUUCAAAGACUUUGUCACAGCAAAUUCUCUCAGCCCCUUCAUCUUCUGGCUUCUCUAUUGCUUCCCAGUCUGCCUCCAGUUUUUCACCCUGACCCUGAUGAAUCUUUACUUCACACAGGUGAUUUUCAAGGCUAAGUCAAAAUAUUCCCCAGAGCUACUCAAAUACAGGUUGCCCCUCUACCUGGCUUCCCUUUUCAUAAGUCUCCUCUUCCUCUUGGUGAAUUUAACAUGUGCUGUAUUGGUGAGAACAGAGAAUUCAGAGAGAAAAGUCAUUGUCUCUGUCCGGGUGGCAAUUAAUGACACGUUGUUUGUGCUGUGCGCAGUCUCACUCUCCAUCUGCCUGUAUAAGAUUUCCAAGAUGUCUUUAGCCAACAUUUACUUGGAGUCCAAGGGUUCAUCCGUCUGUCAGGUGACAAGUAUAGGAGUGACUGUUAUACUACUUUAUACCUCACGAGCCUGUUACAACUUGUUCAUCUUAUCAUUUUCUCAAACCAAGAAAGUCAAUUCAUUUGAUUAUGAUUGGUACAAUGUAUCUGAUCAGGCAGAUCUGAAAUGUCAGCUGGGAGACGCAGGUUACAUUGUGUUUGGAGUGAUCCUUUUCAUCUGGGAGCUCUUGCCAACUUCCUUGGUUGUGUAUUUCUUCCGUGUCCGAAACCCUACAAAAGAUCUAGCCAAUGCAGGAAUGGUCCCAAGCCAUGGCUUCAGUCCCAGAUCUUAUUUCUUUGACAACCCUCGCAGAUACGACAGUGAUGACGAUCUAGCCUGGAAUAUUGCACCACAAGGGGCACAGGGCAGUUUCUCUCCAGACUACUAUGACUGGGGGCAUCAGAACAACAGCUUCAUGGCUUAUAUAGGAUCCCUUCAGCAAGAUCCAACUCUGGACACAGACCGGCCUAGCCCUAUAUAACUUCAAUCAACUACAGCAUUCUAGGACAUUCCAAUAUUAAAACAAUUAUUCUGAAAAACAAAGCUUAGCAUUUUUUCUUCACUCUUUGUUUUUUAGAAGAGUGUUCCUAUGCACAAGUAAAUGAAGAACUCGUCUUUGCCACAAGCGUUUUGUAGUUCAAGAAGUAUAAGCUAAUGAUUUAAACUUUGAAGACCAUUCUACUUAAUACCCUGUUCUAAGCCAUGGUAUUUUUGGGCUUUGAAUAGAGUUGUUAGAGGGUAUAAUUUAAUCAUUUUAUGCUCAUUUUAAAAGAGCAAAAUUCAUGGAGCUAAAUAGCAUAAUUAUUUUCU